Messenger RNA from Triticum urartu, 1034 nucleotides. RefSeq names its product ras-related protein RABA2a. Lineage: Eukaryota; Viridiplantae; Streptophyta; Magnoliopsida; Poales; Poaceae. The record is from RefSeq and is a predicted model, not a curated record. Gene Ontology annotation, molecular function: GTPase activity; GTP binding.
CUGCGAGGAGAUGUACUGGCACUUGACUGGAGGCAGUAGAGUAGAGUAGAGUAGAGCAGUAGAGAAGUAAAGAGUACGCUCUCCCCCUCCCUCCCUCGCUGAGCAGAGCAGAGCUGUUGCUCACCAGUAGCAGAGAUCCCAGGCAGGCAAGCAAGGCAGCAGAGGGGAUCCGGCAAUGGCGGGCGGGGGGCGCAGCGGUCGCGGGGAGGAGGAGUACGACUACCUGUUCAAGGUGGUGCUGAUCGGCGACUCGGGCGUGGGGAAGUCCAACCUGCUGUCCCGCUUCACCCGCAACGAGUUCUGCCUCGAGUCCAAGUCCACCAUCGGCGUCGAGUUCGCCACCCGCACCCUCCACGUGGAGGAGAAGAUAAUCAAGGCGCAGAUCUGGGACACGGCGGGGCAGGAGCGGUACCGGGCCAUCACGAGCGCCUACUACCGGGGCGCGCUCGGGGCGGUGCUCGUCUACGACGUCACCAAGCCCACCACCUUCGAGAACAUCAGCCGUUGGCUCAAGGAGCUGCGCGACCACGCCGACGCAAACAUCCGGAUCAUGCUCGUCGGCAACAAGACCGACCUCAAGGACCUCCGGGCCGUCGCCACCGACGAUGCGGGGGGAUACGCCGAGGCCGAGGGGCUGUCCUACAUCGAGACGUCCGCACUCGAGGCCAUGAACGUCGAGGAGGCCUUCCAGCUCAUCCUCGGCGACAUCUACCGCACCGUCAGCAAGAAGGCCGUGGCCUCCGAGGAGGACAGGGCAGGGGCUGCUGGGGUCAAGGAAGGGAAGACCAUCAAUGUCGCCGCCGCCGCCGACAAUGGCGGUGAGAAGAAGCAAUGCUGCUCAGCUUAGGAUGGACGGAUGAUGCCCAGCAGAUGUAUGUUAUGUGACGGUUGUUUUUUGAGUUUUAUGAGCCUUGUUGAUUCAUUUUGUCAGAUAUCCACCUACCUGAAACUCACAUAUAUUCAGUUACUAUAUGAUAUAUCAACUUCAUUGGUUUACAUAUCAGCAAAAGAAAAAGAUCGUUGUCUGUAUGAUA